AUGAGGUUCAUUUCUGCCGCUGCUACAGCAGCCGUUACCCUCGCCGCCGCCUCUGGACUCGUGGCUGCUCAUGGUCCAGAGUCCAAGUCAGAGGUGCGCGAGUUCCAUGACCGCCAAAAGACAAUGUACCAUUGUGCUCCGCAAAUUGCAGCGUACAAUGCACAGCGUAGGGCCGACUGGUCUCAGAAGGUUCUGGGAGGCGCCCCCCUCGCUGCAAAGAAGUACUUUGUAGACGGCGGCUACAAGGAGAAUCAGGUGGACCCUGCCGAUGCAGCUGAGAUUAUGGCUUGCAACCCCAUUACAGAGACAAAGAUCCGCAACUCGAGCUGUGUCCUGGCCCCAGAGACGACCGAGGGUCCCUACUACCACACUCAGGGUCACCUGAUCCGAUCCAACAUGGCAGAGUAUCAGCUGGGUCUCCUCUUCCUGAUGAAUGUCGGAGUCAUCGAUGUUGAGACCUGCGAGCCCCUGCCCAACGUCCUCGUGGACCUGUGGCACGCAAAUGCCACUGGCUACUACGCUGGCCACCCUACUCCCAAGGUAGGCAUGGAAAAUGAGAAGCCCAUGGCCACUGGACCUCGAAGGGGUCUCAUGUCGGCCUACCCGCGCACAAAUGAGGAGGAGACUUGGUUGCGAGGAGCUCUUCCUACAGAUUCCAACGGAGUAGCCGAAUUCACUUCGGUCUUCCCCGGUUAUUACACUGGUAGGGGUACCCAUGUGCACGUCAAAGUCUUCCCCGAGUGGGAUGUGCUGCCCAAUGGAACUUUCACCUCCACCAAUCUGAUCCACACUGGUCAAUUCUUCGUAGAGGACGCCCUCAACGUUGAGAUUGACAAGAUCCACCCUUACAACCAGAACCCCCUACUGGCUCCUGGCAAGGGUGGCCGAACAAGGAACUGGGAGGACUCGUUGAACAUUUACCAGGACUCGCACGACAAUGGCUACAUGCCCACCUUUGACAUUGAAUUCCUUGGAGGAGUUCUUCAGCAGGGACUGAUUGGUUAUGUGACCAUGGGAGUCAACACAAAGGCUCGCUACGAGGCCAAGUGGACUCCAGAAUCUGGAAGGGGAGGAGUGGUGAGCCAGGUACCUGUCUCUUCCGAGACCAAGACUGAGCUAUGA
Messenger RNA from Microstroma glucosiphilum, 1122 nucleotides. Its product is annotated as aromatic compound dioxygenase. The transcript has 2 exons. Bases 1 to 1122 code for a protein of 373 amino acids. Gene Ontology annotation, molecular function: oxidoreductase activity, acting on single donors with incorporation of molecular oxygen, incorporation of two atoms of oxygen; iron ion binding. Lineage: Eukaryota; Fungi; Basidiomycota; Exobasidiomycetes; Microstromatales; Microstromataceae. The record is from RefSeq and is a predicted model, not a curated record.